AUGCUGGGGCUCCCGCAGCGCAGUGAGGCCGACUCCGCGCCGCACCCCGAGGACGCCGUCUCGACCACACCGCCGCCGAGCUCGUUGGGCGCGGUGUCCGCCGCCAGCGUUGCCGUGCCCAAUGCGCUCGCGGCCACUGGCGCUGGCGCCGAGAGCAUCGACGUGGAGGCGGGGGCCGGUGUGGAGGCGGAGGCGAACGCCCCUGCCUCGACGAGGCUGCCCCCCCGCGGCCUCAGCCGGCUCAGUCGGCACAAGAGCGCCGCCGACUCUGCGUCGCCCCUGCCCGAGGAGGAGCCGGACGAGGAGGAGUCCAGCCUGCCUCGGCCCGAGAAGUGCUGCUGGGCCUGCAGGAAUCAUUGCGGCAAGGGGAAGGGCGGCAGCUGCUACUGGUGCUUCGUCAUCGUCUUUUUCAUGUUCUGCUUCGAGUUCCCCGUCUUCCUGGUUUGGAUGGUGAACAGUCCUAUGCCGAACCAAUACUGGAACGAGAUGUAUGGCAAGUUUCCAGUACUGGAGGAUCACACCUUCAUCGUCAACGACAACAUCUCGCGCUUCACGCUUAAUGUGUCCCCCAUCCCCACGGCGUUCUCGCAGUGCAACCACUCCUGUGGCGGCGGGGCUGACUCGAGUGCUGACGUGAGCUUCAGUGUUGAUAUGAAAUUGAGCGCCCCUGAUUUCGAGCAUACAGCCUACCCGGUGCUGCUGGCUUCAAACGAUUUUCAGAAUUGGUGGGUGGCCGCUGACAAGCGCGAUUCGAUGACGGUGCCAUUCUUUCCGAGCCACAGCGCAGAGAACGCUGCUAUCUACCAGCACACGACAGGGGAGUGCACCCGCGUGCCUGGGAUGGGCUCCUCCGGCGCGGAGACCACAACCUUGCCGCCGACGGAGCUGUUCGCUUCCACUCCCACUUACGUAAUGGUCUGUGUGGCGUGGUCAUCGGACAAGAUUGCCUGGCUGGAGGAUGAGGCGAACCACGAGAUCAUGGGUGCUGAGCGUGAGAACAUCGGUCUUCACUGCGACGCCGUCGGCGGGGUCUGCGGCUGGUCGUGUGGGUCGAGCUCCUCGGACACCGAUUUGCCCGGCUGCUCGGCGGGCGUGCUGAACGUGAACAACGAGGAGAGCACUGUCGCUGGGCGCAGCGUGCCGAACGCGAGCUUCGGCGGCUCCAUCGACGUGAGGGCUUGCUUGUCGGACCCUGGGUCCACGGAGUGCAUCACCUCGACGGUCCCAUUCUCGGGGUGGCCGUGCACCCAGUGUCGCUACACGACGCGCGGGGAGAAUGAGAGGAAGGAAUACAUCGACUACGACAGCCUCCCCCGGAUGCAGGUGAACUUGCGUGGUGCCGCGCAGGCCGACGGCUCACUGGUGGGAGCCGAUUCAGUGCCCCGCGCCUACGUCUUCACGACUGGCGUCGAUGCCAGUGGCGAGGGCCCUGCUGGAAUGAUGAGCGGAAAAUGGAAGAGGCUUUACAACCCCGCUGCAUACAAUGCCCUCGAGUCCCCCGCGCCAAUUCCGUUAGCACUCUACGAGGAAGAGGAGGUGGAGGACGACGAGACCACGCUGGCGCCGGCCUAUCAAGACGCGAGCUGGAAUGCGAUGCAGUUUCGGGACAUGAACAAGAUCUCGCUAAAGCCUGACAAGUGCUUUGCCGCGCGUGGGCCGCUCUACAUUGUCGCCUGCGCCGUGAAUAGCAGCAUGUAUGCGGAUAAGUUCGAGCUCGAGCUCGCGCAGACGGUGGCACCGCCGCCGUUCACCGACCGGUGCUUGGCGGUCGCCGGAAGGUGUGCGCACGCAUGCAUGGACCAAGGUUCUCCCCUGGAGCACUGUAACGCGGACGGCUCCAUCGAUUUUGCAGUGCUGACCUCGAAUUUCGAGACACCGGCAAACGACGGGUACGCAGUAAACUUUUUCGUGCUGGUGCUGCUCAUCGGCUUCGCGGUAAGGCUGGUGACGUAUUUCCCUGGCCUCUUCAUCCCAUACAAGCAUCCCAAAUACUACGACCCAGCAAUGACGGGUAAGCUCAAGUACAUCGCCGUCUGCGCGCCGAGUGGAGGUGAGACCAAGGCCUGCGUGCUGCGUAACGUGGUCGGCGCCUUCUCGGGCAUGCCCAGGAAAUGCCAGUGCCCCUUCUAUGUCGUCUUCGCCGACGAGGGCCAUAGGCACCCACAGAAGGUGAUGUUCAGAGCCCUGGUGACGGUCCUGCAGCACGUCCCAGACAUCUCCCUGAAUCAGAGCAAGGCCAACCGCUCGCCGCGGAACGGGUCCAUCGGUGGCUUCAAGGAGGACAACCUUAAGACCUUUACCAAGCUGUGGGUGGAGCAGACCCGCCUCUUCAGGCUUGAGCAGUGCAACACCGCGAAGACUGCGGACAAGAUCAACAAGCUGAGGCAGGCACUCAAGGAGGAUGAGGAGCCCACGGCGGAGAUCAGGAAGCUGGAGAAGCAGCUCGACGACCUGGCUGGGGUCAACGCGCUCAAGACGCUGCAGGCCCGCGCUGGCUGGCCGAAGAGCGGGGACGGCUCGGAGGGUGGCGAGCUCAUCCGUGACCUCGAGGAGGCGCUUCAGCAGGUCCGGAAGGAGCUCGCGUGCGGCGAGAAGACAUUCGACGGGGCUGGCACGUGCGACAAGCGCGUGCCAGUUCACUUGGACGAUGUCGAGGCCUAUUCCUGGACCCCGCCCGCGUCGAGCUCGAAUCCGACCCCGGCGCCCCUGUACACGCUGCACUACCUUGCCCGCGCCAAGCCCGACGAGGAUGAUCGCAUCCUCAAGGUGCAGCACGUGGCCCGCGGGACGUGGUACUACAAGGUCCCCCAGCUGGAGGAGGCCAGGGGCCAGAAGAGCUGGCUCGAGUGGCGCCGGCACGCGCAGGAGUUCACCGACGCGGACUUCGACACGAAAAAGUAUCUGGUCCCUCUGCGCACGAGCCGUGGUAAGGCAGGAGGCCUCAACUUCGUGGAGAACUAUUUGUUUGACUACUCCAUGAAGCUGGCGCCCUCCGCGAUGGAAGCCCUGGAGCCCGAGCGCUACAAGCACUCCCUAUUCAGCAUCGCCGAUGCCCGCCACCAGUUUCAGCCGGACUUUAUGCACGAGACGAUCCCCUUCUUCUUCAGGAAGCUCAAGGACCAGGAGCAGGAGCAGGAGGUGGACACGUCUGUCGCGUUCACGCAGUGCCCUCAGUACUACCCCGAGAUGCCCGACGAUGUCGACUUCCUGGAUACGAACAACUCGAACUUCUUCCGUAUGAACUGCAUGCUCAGAAACUGCUCGGGUGGCGUCAGCUCCUGCGGCACUGGCGGCACGUGGCUGAUCCGCGACAGGCGUGCGGGCAUUCGUGGCACGGACAGCAUUUGGGACAUGGAGUCGGUCGAGAUGAAGCGGCAGGGCUUCACACAGUGCAUCGAGUACACCUUCUUUCACGAGAGCUGCAAGGUGGAGGACACUGCAAGCAGUCUGGACCGUGUGGUCAAGGGCAAGCAUUCCCAGUACAUCAACAGGCGCCUCGCGUACGGAAUGGCGAAGGACCCGGUGGAUUAUUUGGCCGCUGUGCAGCGUUGGGCCGAGGGCGGCGUCGUCCUUUCUCUGCAGACUUUCCUCGGCUGCGAGGAGGGGAUCCACAUGAUCUGGAUGACGUUUAUCCUUUUCCUCUCCUUCAUUGGCUCGCUAGUAAACCUGGUCUACGGGUACGGCUACACCGGCCUUCUCGAGGAGUUCAGUUUGCGCGUUUUCGGCGGCGACUUGUUCUACGUCGCCAUGGUCGAUGUCGCCACGCAGCUCUCGGACUGGUGCGUGGCCUACGGGGCCGUGGAGGAGGUGUACAAGUAUAUCUUCAUAGACAUGUUCCUGAACGUUCAAGGCUGGCUCAUUGCCAUGCUCCUCUUCUUUGUUGUGCUCACCAUAAUCACGAUGGCCUCCCACUACCUGCAUCACUGCGCCUGCUGCGGGAGGAAGCGCAAGCUUCGCCGCACUCGUUUCCCGACCUCCUUGGCACAGUGGGCGAGGCUGCUGAUCACGAUGGAUAAUUUGACCUACUUCUUGUGGUUUUGGACCGCCUUCUUCUGGGUGGGCUUUAAUUACUACGCCGUUUACUUCAAAAGGUACUACCACUUCGAGGCAAGUGGCAUGGUGCUCUUCUCGUGGAUGAUGCAGGUGCUGUCGUGGUCGAUGGUGAUCUCCGCUACCGGCCGCUACCGAAUGGACCAGAGCAUGGCGGCUAACGAGGUGUUCUUCCUCAGCCUGACGAACAUUUGGCGCACCACGCAGAUGUUCUAUAUCACCGCGCCGCUGACUGCCUACUCGAUCGUCAUGGGAAUAUCUGACUUCUUGAAGAACAGGAUGCUUGGAGUGGACAUCAGCUACUGGGUUGGCGGUGACCGUGGGGCCGUGUCAAAGGCAAUGACGCAGUGGUGGACGCUCUUGUUAGUCUUGGCGAUGAUCGUGACGCACAUUCUCUUCUGGUUCACCGAGUUGCUGAUCCAUGCCGACGUCGUUGGAAUCUUCAUCGUGACGUUCAUCGGACUGGACGUCAUGCAUCCGUGCGCGUUCCUGUGGCUCGGCGUGGAGGCGGAGAGCCUGCCGAAGCCGGCGGUUGGCCCCAUGCCUGUGUGGGUGCGGUUCCUGCGCAGGACCCUCCAGCUGCUGCUUUGCCCGGCCUUCUGGCGCAACUGCAUGCGCAAGGUGGUGUUCCACCCACGGACAGCCCUGAUCGUGCAGUGGAUCGGCCCUCUCCAGAACGUGCUGAUGCCCAUCCUCACCAUAUGGAUGCCCGAGCUGGGCAUCAACAACGCACUGCUGCUGCUCGCGUCGGUCAAGUGA
Molecule: messenger RNA, 4809 nt
Organism: Prorocentrum cordatum
Lineage: Eukaryota; Dinophyceae; Prorocentrales; Prorocentraceae
Source: the annotation of a GenBank genome assembly